This is a messenger RNA of Seriola dumerili (greater amberjack), 2303 nucleotides long. RefSeq names its product deoxyribonuclease-2-alpha-like. The record is from RefSeq and is a predicted model, not a curated record. NCBI's taxonomy places the organism in Eukaryota, Metazoa, Chordata, Actinopteri, Carangiformes, Carangidae. The coding region runs from base 90 to 1154 and encodes 354 amino acids. The transcript is spliced from 7 exons. Gene Ontology annotation, biological process: apoptotic DNA fragmentation. Gene Ontology annotation, molecular function: deoxyribonuclease II activity.
AAAGUGUGUGUGGGUUUCAGUUUCAUUUAACAGAGAGAUAUGAUGAGAACAACUUUUCAAAGCAGGUAUACAGUUUGCUCUGAAGAGGAAUGAAGAUGACUACAUAUAGAGGAGUGAUGCAAUUCCUCUUCAGUGUUGGGAUCCUUUUUCAAGGGUGUGAUUCAGAUGUAAAAUGCAGGAAUGACAAUGGAGACGAGGUUGACUGGUAUAUUUUAUACAAGUUGCCCAAUGUGACAGGCCGUGGUUUGUCAUAUCUGUACAUGGAUAAGAGCACUAAUGGAUGGAAACUCAGCAAAGAGAACAUCAGCAGUAAAACUGGCACUCUGGCGAACACCCUGAAACCUCUUUUGGACUUCUAUGACAGAAAGAUUGAAGGCUUUGGAUACAUGCUCUAUAGUGAUCAACCUCCAAAUCAAAAGGCUCCAUCUGCAUCAUUUGGCCACAGUAAAGGAGUAGUGAUGUUGGACAGACAAACUGGAGUUUGGCUCUCACACAGUACACCAAAAUUUCCAACAUAUCGCAGUAAAGACUUCUGGCCAACAAGUGGAAACACUAAUGCUCAAACAUUUAUGUGCAUGACUUACUCCUAUGAUGACUUCAAGGAAAUAGGAUUGCAGCUCAUGUACAUCCAUACUUAUCCAUAUGACUCUGACAUACCGACAACCUUUCCAAAUGAGCUGAGAUGUGUUGCACAGCGAAACUGCUACCCAAAGAAGGGACCCUGGUUUAGAGAGACGUCACUGACCUCAGUGAAAGGACAUCAGUUCCACAGCUUUGCAAAAUACACACGUUUUGGGGACGAUCUUUAUUCUGGCCUUAUUGCAGAUAAACUGGAGAGGGCUCUGUAUGUCAAGAGCUGGGGAAAGAUGCAACGCCCCCUGCUCUCUAACUGCAGCAUCCCUCAUCAUGUGUCCAAUGUGAAGGAAGUGCAGCUCCCCGAAAUGCAGCCUUUCAGUUACACUGUAGAUCACUCCAAGUGGUGUGUGACACUCGGUGGUGGCUGGACCUGCAUUGCUGAUAUGAACAGGGAAGUGAGCCAGAUGGGCAGAGGUGGAGGAGCCAUAUGCACCAAAGAUGUUGCAGUUGGGAAUGCUUUCUAUACAUUGAUCACACAGUCUGAACCAUGUAAAAAGGCACAUACACAGGAGCUUUAAAGGCACAACCCUCAUUGAAAUGUGUUGUCAUGCUUUCACACAUAUUUUGGUGCAUGUUCACCCCUGUCUCUUUUAGUCUGCAUGAUGUAGUUUUAUUAAUUAAACACUGCAUUGUUUUUAUUUUUUAAAUCAUGUUUUAAGCAUUAAAAUAAAUAAACACAGCUGAAUGAUUACAUCAAUAUUAAAUUACAAAUUCCAUGUUACUCCAGGUGUUUUUCUGUUAUCAAGUGAUUAAUCCUUUUUCAGCCAUGGACAGAUUAAACUGUUUAGGGAACCCCUGGGUAAAAUGAACUGCUGGGCCCCCAUUAACUGUAAGUUUUAUCCAUGCUGGGAUACAAUCUGAGUCCACAUUAACUUCUGGCUAUAGAAACCAACCUGAAAUAAUGAAGGUCUUUUUAACCCUAACCCUUGACACAAGGAUCUACAAGGGCAGCUAUUGCACAUUGUAUGGAUACAAGUAAAGGCCCAUAUGAGGAAAAUGUCUAAAAUAGCAUAAAACAAAGAGUUUCAUUUUUGAUAUGUAACAACAAUGAUCAAGUUUGGAAAAUAAUUAAGUUGUAGCCUAUAAACACUGAUGGACAAAGUAAUCAUUUCCCUCAUUUAGUAGUAAGUAGUGGCUAAUGCUUACAUCUUUAUAGUUCUUCAAAUGCAGUGGAAACUUAAAAUGUUCUACAGGAAGCUAUAGUGUCUGUCCCUGAUUUAGACUUCUUAUGACUAUUUUGUUGCGAUUGAAGCAAAAAAGAGGACAAUGUAAAUAAACAACAACAAUAAAGAAGAGCAUGAGAAUUCCUUCAGUGUCAGUGUCCGAGGGAAAAGUUUUCACAACCCCCCCGCACAGCAUGAUUUCUAUCUACCUAAAUCUGAUGUGUUCAGCAAAUCAAGAGCUGAGAUGCACCAACUCUUGUACUUUGUUCUUCCAUGCUACAUACUAAUUGUUAGCUGGUUCUUAGUAUAUGGUGUGUUCAUACUAGAAAAGUGACAAAAUAAAGAACACUUACAGGAUUCUGGUAACAUGCAGUAAAAUAAGACUAAUUUGUCCUGGCUGUUUAUCUUGUAUCUAUAUAUUAUUGUUUGUCUGAUGAUAGUGUAGUUACUGCUGACUGUACAACAAAUUGCCCCACGGGGAUAAUAAAGAUAUCCUUGAUCCUU